Molecule: messenger RNA, 1596 nt
Organism: Triticum dicoccoides
Lineage: Eukaryota; Viridiplantae; Streptophyta; Magnoliopsida; Poales; Poaceae
Exons: 4
Coding region: 289-1338 (349 amino acids)
Source: RefSeq, a predicted model, not a curated record
CAGAAGCAACCAAGGCAGGGAUCCAACAUCUAAACCGAGGCGACCUUUCUUGCUACAUAUCCCUCUGCAUCACGACCUUGUACUUACUUGACUUCACCUUGCACUCCCACAGUCAUAUAGCUAGUUGCCACUUGGUUGCCUUUCUAGACCAUCAGACCAAGAACACACAGCAUGUGUGGAAAGAUGGAUGAGGUUCACCUCCACAUGGAGCACAAGUGUUGACAAGUCGAUUUAUGUUCACCAAUUUAGAGCCUACCCGGUGGAGAAUUUGGAGGAGUUCGUGCCUCGAUGUCCAAACCUCCGACGUCUAGCACUUCUAGGCCAAACAGCAUGGUUGUCAAGAAAGUGUGCCCACGGGAGUACAUCCCGCCGCACAUCGUGGCGGAGGCAAUCUCGACGCUGCACGGCCUCGACCUGCGGUGGUCGGGGCCGAUCACGCCCAGCGAGCGGCUCUACGUGGAGCAGUACGUGAUGGCCAAGUACCCGCAGUACUCUCACGGACUCAUUGAGGAGGAAAGCUGUGACAAGGACGACCUCUACUCCACCUACUAUAGCACCGGCAGCAUGUCUGCCUCGCCCGAGGGCGGAUCCGGCGAGCGGCGGAGGCCGUCGCCGACGGGGUCCCCGUCGUCGGCGAGGCCUGACAUCGACAUGGUCAGGUUGGAGCCGUCGCGUCUGCUGGACAUCCUGACCAAGAAGUCUUCCUUCACGGGGAGCUUCAUCUCCAUACCGGAGAUCCAGGCCAGGAACAGGGUGCUCCGGCACUGCGGACUCACCGACGAUGAGUACCUCGUGCUCUUCGCCGCCACGCCCAAGGACGCCAUGAUGCUGAUAGGCGAGAGCUACCCCUUCUUCCGGAGCAACUACUACAUGUCAAUCCUAGCCGACGACCGCGACUGCAUCCACGCAUUUGCGGCGUACAAGGAGGCCAAGGUCAUCGCGGCGCCGGAGUCGUGGCUGGAUCUCCGCAUCAAGGGCUCACAGCUCAGCCAGUACUUCCGCCGCAAGUCAAAACUCACGCACAAGGGCCUCUUCGCCUACCCAGCCGUCUCCGCCGCAGCCCCCGCCACCGACGACGGAAUCGCCCCGCCACCGCCGCGCUACUCCAUGCACUGGGUCUCCGAGGCGCACCGCAACGGCUGGCACGUGCUCCUGGACGCCACCGCGCUGGUCAUCGGCGAGGACCGGCUGCCGCUGUCGCUGCACCGGCCGGACCUCGUGCUGUGCACGCUCGACGACACGCACUCGCAGCAGCCGUCCGCCAAGGUGACAUGCCUGCUCGUCAGGAGGCGGUCCUUCGACACCUCCGCCCUGCCGCAGCCGCAGCAGAAACAGUGAAUGGAGUGGUGAUCCGGUCUCGCCCUUGCUAACACGAACUACUGCUGUCGCCGUCUCAUCGUGCGUGAUGUGCUUGCAUGUCCCGCAAAAUAAAGCUGCAUGCACGGAUCUGCUUGUCUAUGAGUAAGGGGUGUGUGUGUGUAUGUUUGAGCACGAAUUGUUUCGGGGUUUUUGGAAGACGGAACACAUGUACAUCUCAACUGGUUAUGUUAAUCGUUUUAUAUCUAAUAAGGCGAAACAAUACUCUAUUUUCUUCCA